Molecule: messenger RNA, 168 nt
Organism: Fomitiporia mediterranea MF3/22
Lineage: Eukaryota; Fungi; Basidiomycota; Agaricomycetes; Hymenochaetales; Hymenochaetaceae
Exons: 1
Source: RefSeq, a predicted model, not a curated record
AAUUUCUAUGUUAACUAUAUACACUUUAUUUGUGAUUUGAAAGAAAAACCUGGCCUCAAUCAUCUCAAGUCAAAUAUCCUAAAGGGAUUAAAUGACUUACCUACACAUACUGAGCUGGCCAUAUUUGCCUUUGUUAGAAUGUGUAUUCUUAGGUUAUCACACAAGUAA